GAGGUUGGUUCUGUGGGGAGGUCCCAGGGAGAAUUACAACCUCUUCAUACCGAAUUUGCAAAUUGUCAUUCAAGUACCGACUUUAGGGUAACAGCCUACCGGUAGGCUACUUCAUUUACUACUACAUACCGCCACCCUCUGGAUGGGUAACUUUUUGGACAACACAAGAAAAGAGUUGAUUUCCUUUUUGGAAAAAAGACUGACAUAUUUCCACUGGAAAGCCCUUGGAGGGAUGCUGUUCAUAACAACAUGGAAACAAGAUAUGUCUUAGUCAUUGUGCUUCUAAGUGUCUUCUGUUGUUGGACUUACAGCCAAGAACUAAAUCCCAGCGGCAGAAAUGUAUGCAAAACUGAAUCUGACAGGCUCCAAUGUUGUAGUGGCUGGGCACAGCAAGGAGAUGAGUGCUUAAUACCAAUUUGUGAGGGUAACUUCACCUGCAAAGAAAAUGAAGUUUGUGUGCGACCCCACGAAUGCCGCUGUCGUCAUGGUUAUUUUGGAGCCACUUGUGAUAUGAAAUGUCCGUUUAAGUUCUGGGGGCCUGACUGCAAGGGUAAGUGUGAUUGCCAUCCCAACGGGAGGUGUGAUGAUGUCACUGGGGCCUGCACCUGUAACCCUAAUCGCUGGGGGCCAAACUGUGAGCGAGCCUGCGACUGCCAGCAGGGCCAAUGCAACCAGGAGACAGGCGCUUGUAUGUGCUACCCAGGCUAUUGGGGCCCUCAGUGCUCUAACAACUGUUACUGCAGAGUAAACUCUAUGUGUGAUGUGGGAACUGGCCAGUGCCACUGCCAUCCUGGCUGGUAUGGGAGGUACUGCGGUGCCAAGUGUGCCUGCAAUGCCUCUCCGUGUGACCAGCUCACCGGUCGCUGCAAGUGUCGAGAGCAUCUGUGGGGUACUCACUGCGAGCACAAGUGCCAGUGUCUCCAAGGACGCUGUAACCCGGCGGAUGGAUCGUGCACCUGCAAGCCAGGAUUCAGAGGGAAGUUCUGCAGGGAGACGUGUCCAGCUGGAUUCUACGGACAAAAUUGCAGAAACAGGUGUGGUCACUGCAAAGGCCAGCAGCCCUGCAAGGUGGCAGAGGGACAUUGCAUCGCAUGUGAAAGCGGUUGGAAUGGCACCAGGUGUGACCAGAUGUGUGCUCCUGGGUUCUUUGGUGAAAACUGCAAGGACGUUUGCUCAUCCUGUAAAGACGGACACUUCUGCAACCGCAUCGACGGAAAAUGCCCCCACUGCAACCCUGGUUGGAUGGGUGAUCGAUGUGAGGUCAAGUGUCCAAAUGGAACCUAUGGAGAGAACUGUGUCAAUGACUGCAACAGCUGCUUCAAUGGGAUGUGUCACUUCGCCACAGGAAAUUGUCUCUGUAAUCCUGGCUUCUCUGGUGCCUACUGUAAUGUGAGCUGUUCAGCGGGUCAGUAUGGGCUUAACUGUACCCAGACCUGUUCCUGCCAUGACAACAACUGCAACAUAGUGACUGGAGCAUGCAACCUACAGCCUAACCAGAGGAUGGGUGUGAUGGCAGCAGGGGUGCUGGUCACCUGUCUCCUGCUCCUCUCCUUGCUGUGUUGCUGCUGCGUCUGCAGACAGAACGACCCUGAGAAAAGGUCCAAAAGAAGACUAUGUGGAGGGUUCACACGAAUCAGCUCUAAACUUCCUCAUAUCCCACUGAGACGGCAGAAGCUACCCAACGUUGUUGUGUCCCACCAUGACCCUGAGAAUACUUUCAACUGUAGUUUCAUUGAGCCCCCCUCUGCAGUGGAGCAACCCACCGCCUCCGGGUCAUCCAGAGCGUCCUUCUCUUCCGUAGAGACCACAGAGGACGGACAUGUCUAUGCUGUGCCUGACGAGAACAAAAAUAAAGGGGACAGAAUCAACACAACAGAGACUACAGUCCUAGCUGAUGAUGAUGUCUCUGAGGUAGACACAUUGCCGGAGGACAGGGAUAUGACUGAGCAGGCUUCAGUUAACACCAGUGAGCUGCCACUCCAGAAGUCAUCAGAGAGUGAGGGCUCCUGCAGUGGCACAGAGUCAGCCACCAGCACCCUCUGCCUCAGGGUCUCUGCCCCUCAGCCACCACAGCAGUCCAGCAAGGAGCCAGAGAACAAUGGCGGGUCAAACAAUGUCAAAUAUAAUGGAAAGCCUAUAGCUGCUGAGAGGAUUAAACCACAGCCACCAGACCCCUCCACCAAGCCCAAGCUCUCAUGGAUCCAUGCAUCUCCUGGGCCAAAUCAGAAUCAGAUAAGUCAGGAAGAGACUGUGGCCGAGGAUAACAUUUGUUCCAGAAAGAAAGCCAGCAAGCAGCAAGCUCCCAACGCCCCAGAGUCUGCAGGUACAGAUGGGGCCAGCUCCCUAGGUGAGAAGAAGCCUAAUAAAAGCAGACCAGGUCUGUUGCAGAUAGAGCACAUCAAUGGGGCAGUGCAGAGUGUCCUGAGGAAAAUGGGCAAUUUCCGUGUUGACCGGAAAGCUGCAAUCCCCAAAGAGUCCCCAGAGAAGAGGCCCAGCUUAUCCCUAAACAGGGAGGUUAACCAACCAAACAUACACUCUGAGGUAGCCUCUCUCUUAACUGCUCAGCUGAAGGAGAAGACUCAGAGCCUGAACAGGAGCGAGGCCGGCAGCUGUGAAGAGAGCCUGUCUCACCUCCAGGCCCAGAGAAAGAAGCCAACCCCGCCCCAAAAGACCUCGGGCACCCAGCCUGGAGCUGGAAAGGAUUUGCUUCCCACAUCCGACAGCUCACAGAAGCCUCUGCCAGAUAGUCCAUCUAAAGAAGCCAAAUACCAAGAGAAACAAGACUCUAACAACUCUGAAAGCAGCUCAGAUAAGGGAGAACCCAAAAAUAAGACCCCAAUGAAAAAGCCUCCUCGGAAAAAGAGCAAGGAAGGUAAUGUAGACUCAAAAAUACAGACUACAGCUCCAAAGGUUGCAGUGAUGCCACCAAAGGCUUCAAAUUAGCACAGCCAGUCUGGAUGUUUCUCAAUUCUGGAAAAACAAUGACGCACAUGUUGUGAUGCUUGAAAUAAUUGAUUGGACACAUGUUUCAUUGUGUUUAGCACCAAAUCAAAUUAAAGAUGGAAUCUUUUCCCUUGG
Oncorhynchus kisutch (coho salmon) is the source of this 3078-nucleotide messenger RNA. RefSeq names its product scavenger receptor class F member 2. Bases 250 to 2943 code for a protein of 897 amino acids. Lineage: Eukaryota; Metazoa; Chordata; Actinopteri; Salmoniformes; Salmonidae. The record is from RefSeq and is a predicted model, not a curated record. The transcript is spliced from 11 exons. Gene Ontology annotation, molecular function: scavenger receptor activity. Gene Ontology annotation, biological process: heterophilic cell-cell adhesion. Gene Ontology annotation, cellular component: focal adhesion.